Raphanus sativus (radish) is the source of this 1375-nucleotide messenger RNA. Its product is annotated as RING-H2 finger protein ATL3. Gene Ontology annotation, biological process: protein ubiquitination. Lineage: Eukaryota; Viridiplantae; Streptophyta; Magnoliopsida; Brassicales; Brassicaceae. The transcript has a single exon. Bases 312 to 1223 code for a protein of 303 amino acids. The record is from RefSeq and is a predicted model, not a curated record.
GAUUUUAUAGGAAGAGUAGCUGUCCCAACCCCAUGAGGAGCUACCAUACCAUCGUGGGACCCUACUGGCUACUCCUCAACGUCAUCUUCCUCUUAUUCACUUGCCUUCCAUAACCACAGUAGAUCUCUUCUUCCUUUGCAUUUAACUCAUCUCUUUAGCUACAACUUCCUCCACAAAACCCUGAAGCCAUUCAACUGUUAAUCUCUCUGCCUCCACCAUUACAAAACCAGUUGAAGCUUCUUGUUUUCCCCAAAUUGUCUCAUCUUGAGGAAGAAGAAGACAAAGUAUUGAUCUUUUCAAGAAACCAUCAAAUGGACGAUGAUGGCUCUGCUCAUAGCUCACUGUUCGGAGACCUGUCCACCGAAGAGGUCACAAGCAAGAUCAUUCUCACAUCAAUCAUUGUUCUCUUCAUGGCGGUUCUUGUCGUUCUCGUCCUCCACCUCUACGCCAAACUCUACUGGUGGCGAGUUGACCAGCUCCAACAGCAAGAACAAGAACAAGAACAAGAUGAACCUUCAUCCAUAGCUCCACCUGUCACCACUCGCCUCCAACGACGCCGUUUCAUCUUCGUCCCAGGGCAAGACGCUCUGUCCAACACUGGUGGUCUUACCCCUUUUGAGCUCAGUUCAUUACCAAUUGUCUUUUUCAGACAAGAUGGUUUUGAAUGUGCUAUUUGCUUGUCUGAUCUUGUCAAAGGAGACAAAGCUAGACUACUUCCAAAGUGUAACCACACCUUCCACGUUGAGUGUAUUGACAUGUGGUUUCACUCUCACUCAACUUGUCCCAUUUGCAGAAACACUGUUCUUGGUCCUGAGCAACCUAGCUCAAAGCUAACCGAACUAGUUUCUGACAAUGCAGUAGAUUCUUCUCCGGAGUUCCCCACCAAUGUCUUGGUAUGGGGUCGUCAGGAUCAGGUUAGUACUAGAACCACCAAUGUUGGGUGGUCUCAAGAAGAUGGUACUACUGGUAAUGCUGCUUCACAGAGUCAAGAUGCUGUUGUUCUUGAUAUCAAUGAUUCUAUAGCUAGAAUUCAAGAUGCACCGUCUUCAUCAUCAUCAAUGAGGUUUAUGGUUGAAGAGGAAGAACCAAAAUCUCCAAUAACAACGAGGUUGAGGUCUUUAAGGAGGUUUCUGAGCAGAGACAAGAGAGUCUCUUGCAGCAAUAGUGGCACUAGUGGUAGUAGUAGCUCCAAUGCUGCUGCGUCUUCUUCUGUUGAUCCUUGAAGAUUGUGAUUACAUUAGCUGAGUAAAAAGAAUGGUAUAUAUAUAUAUGUCAAACUGUCUAGUGGUAUUGGCUUUGCUUUGUGUUUAAGAGCUUUCUUUGUUAUCCAAGUAAUGUCAUUAAUCUACUUCAAUGGAAUUUCAGAUUUUAAACU